Messenger RNA from Anthonomus grandis grandis, 1924 nucleotides. It is a transcript of the gene prtp, whose product is annotated as thioredoxin domain-containing protein 5 homolog. The transcript has 7 exons. Gene Ontology annotation, biological process: protein folding. Gene Ontology annotation, cellular component: endoplasmic reticulum. Bases 200 to 1369 code for a protein of 389 amino acids. The record is from RefSeq and is a predicted model, not a curated record. Gene Ontology annotation, molecular function: protein disulfide isomerase activity. Lineage: Eukaryota; Metazoa; Arthropoda; Insecta; Coleoptera; Curculionidae.
AUUUCAGAUAAGUUUGAAUAGGGGAAAGGGAAAUCAGUCCCGGUGAUUCGAUUUUAGAACAAAAAACUCUAUUUCAUACAAAGAAAAGCUUUGUUUUAACUUUAUGAAUGAAAUUAAUCAAAUUGAUAUUUUAGACUUAACCAAAUCCUAGAGACAAAACUACAAUAUCACCGAAGAACGUCUAACGUCUUGGUAAAAAAUGUAUUUGCUAGCUAAUGUUUUUUUGAUUUUCUCUGUAUGGUGGCCCCAAAUGUAUGCUCACGAAGAAGGAAUCCGUACCCAUAAGUAUACUAUUAACGAUUUUGACGAUCAACUAACUCAGAAGCACCAUUUCAUUAUGUUCUAUGCACCAUGGUGUGGUCACUGUCAAAGACUAGCACCAACAUGGGAGCAGCUAGCUGAAAUGUUAAAUGAGGAUGAUAGCAACAUUAGAAUUGCCAAAGUAGAUUGUACUACAGAUGCAAAAAUAUGUUCUGACCAAGAUAUAACAGGCUAUCCAACAUUAAAAUUCUUUAAGUCAGGAGAAAAAGAUGGAAUUAAGUUUAAAGGAACAAGAGAUCUACCUACUUUAACCAACUUUAUUAAUGAGCAGCUAAGAGAGAGUGAUGAGAAUCCACCAGAGGCGGUCAUGAAAAAAACCAGUCCACUCACAGAGUUAGAUGAGCAAAAUUUUGAUGCAGUUAUCAGCAAAGGAAAAUCAUUUAUUAAAUUUUAUGCUCCAUGGUGUGGUCACUGUCAAAGAUUAGCACCUAUUUGGAUGCUUUUAGCCCAGGCAUAUGAGUUCAAUGAGGCAGUAACUAUUGGAAAAAUUGAUUGUACAGAGCAUAGGAAAAUCUGUACAAAAUAUGAAAUCAAAGGAUAUCCUACACUGUUGUGGUUUGAAAAUGGCCAAAAGAUAGAAAAAUAUCCAGGAGAAAGAACAUUGGAUGGUUUCAAGAAAUAUGUCGAGAAUAAAUCGAAAACAGCUGAACCCGUUGCCUAUCAACCUGUUGAAGAACAGAAGAAUGGAGGUGAAAAGGAAGCAGAGGAACCAGUUAUUGAAAUAACUGCUCAGUCCUUUAGAGAAGAUAUUAAAUCUGGAAUUACUUUUGUGGAUUUCUUUUCGCCGUGGUGUGGACAUUGCAAAAGACUCGUACCAACCUGGGAGUUGUUAGGAAAACACUUUCAAAGUACCAGUGGUAUCAAAAUUGCGAAAGUUGAUUGUACCGUGCCUGAUAAUCGGGAGUUUUGUAACGAGCAAGAGAUAAAUGGUUUUCCAACCUUGUAUCUGUAUAAGGACGGCCAGAAAAUUUCCGAAUACAACGGUAAUCGUGGACUAGAUGAUCUCGCUGACUUUGUCAACCAGCAUUUGGCCCACGAUGAGCUUUGAAAUCGGGAUAAGUGGCUCGAGAUAAAGCGCCGACCAUUAUUAAGGACGGUGGACUUAACCGAACCCCUGAAAACUAGUCAACAACGCAGAACUUUAGCGAAAUAUUAUUGUUUAAAGUCGUUAGGUCUCGGCGUAAAUUGUAGAAAGUACGGGGUUAUUAUGUUUAGUUAUUUUAAUUUUAUGAAUUUUAAAUUUUGCUGCGUUUACCUUACUAUCGACUUUCUGAUGAUACAAUGUUGGGAUUUUAUUAUACUUCUUAAUAUGUUUAAAAAUUAUUUUAAUUAGCGUUUUUGUUCCUUUUUGUAUGUUUCAAAUUGAACCAGAGUAAGACUGAAUUAAUAAGUUUGUGGAGAACAUGCGUGCAACCCUUGAAUUACUUCUAUUUUGGUUUAAAACUUGUAGUUUAAAUUUUUCCGCUAAAAAAGAUAAGAAUUUUAUCUAUUUCAUAAAAUAGUGUAGUACUGGUGUCUAAUAUAUUACAUACAAGGUAUGCAGGUGUUGUGAUAAUUUGGUUAGCAUUUCAUCCAAAUAAAGUCAUAUCCUAUUGUGGAGUAA